This is a messenger RNA of Misgurnus anguillicaudatus (oriental weatherfish), 1453 nucleotides long. The record is from RefSeq and is a predicted model, not a curated record. Lineage: Eukaryota; Metazoa; Chordata; Actinopteri; Cypriniformes; Cobitidae.
UGUGAGCGCCCACAGCGCCCCCUUUGGAAACUCGCGGAACAUCAUUGCUUAUUAUUGCUGCUGGCUUCUGUUGGGGCUUAUUUUUACAGUAAGUUUACAGAAACUGUGGUUCAAAUCCUAGUUGACUACCUGCCCAGACAACUUUUUGAGACAUAGCAGGAGUCUUUCUUUAGUUUUCCUCUAUGCUCCAGCUGCGGCCGGUGGAAGAGGAUGAAUCAGCUUCUGAGAGUCUGGGGCUGAACCGAGCGGUGGCAGAUAAUGACAGCUUCCUAUUGGCCGAGCUGCUGUCACAAGAACGCUACAGGAAGUGCAUCAAUCAACAGAGCGGUUGGGGCAUCCCAGUUACCCCUUUACGCAUGGCUGCAUCCAAAGGUCACCUAAAGUGCCUGCAGGUGCUCCUGGCCCAUGGAGCAGAGGUGGAUCGCCUGGAUGUGAAGGCCCAGACUCCUCUUUUUACCGCUGUGUGCGGGCGGUAUUUGAGUUGUGUGCUUGCCCUGCUUCGCGCUGGGGCUAACCCUAAUGGAAGUCACUUGAACAACAGCUCACCUGUGCUCACCGCCGCCCGGGAGGGCGACCCAGAGAUCCUCCAGCAGCUGCUUCGGCAUGGAGCGGAGGUCAACGCCAGAUCAAACGUGACGCUGUGGGCAUCGGGGGUUGCUGUGUGCAGCGGGCCGCUUUACAUGUCUGCAAUAUAUGGACACUUGGAUUGUUUUAAAAUGUUGCUGUUGUACGGAGCAGAGCCGAACUAUAACAGCCCGGAUGAAAAAGUCAUCGGCAAAGCCACGCAGCAGAAGACGGUGCUGGAAUUGUGUUUGAGACACGGCUGUGGAGUCGAAUACAUCCAACUGCUUAUUGACUUUGGGGCCAAUGUCUACCUGCCCACCCUCAUUAUAGAGAAGAGCACCAAACAGAAUGAAGCUGUCGAGCUGCUACUAAAAGAACGAGGGUGUCCGAAGCCUUUGGCAUCUCAGUGUAGGCUGAUCAUCCGUAGACAUCUGAAACAAAUGAACAGGAUGCAGUUCAUAGAUACGCUGGAUAUUCCACCCAGGCUCAUCAGCUAUCUUAAACACAAGCCUAUGUAUAGUGCAUUGGUUGACUGAUGGUGCAUACUCAACUGUGCCUAUAUCAAAGGACGGGCUCAAACGCACACUUCUAUAUGGAUUCAGACAGACUUACAGACCCAUGAUGAGACCUGCAUACAACAGUACAGUUAGACAGAUGUGAACUCACGUGUAUGCAAUAUAUCAAAGACCGAUAUACUAUGCUGUCAAGCCCAGUUUACCUCUGUGGAAAAAAACAUUUUACGUUAAUUUGCUUGAAUGUGAUUUAAAUUACACAAAGUGUGUAAUAUAGAACAUUGCCAGAAGUGUUGUUGUAAUUAAUGUUCUGAAACUAUGCAUUGUUUUUGAGAUUUAAUUCUCAUACUAAAUAAAACAGUUGUAAAUUGUUUUUA